Molecule: messenger RNA, 1748 nt
Organism: Bemisia tabaci
Lineage: Eukaryota; Metazoa; Arthropoda; Insecta; Hemiptera; Aleyrodidae
Product: protein slowmo
Cellular component (GO): mitochondrial intermembrane space
Source: RefSeq, a predicted model, not a curated record
CGGUCCUUUCCUCGAAUCGCCCCCUCUGCGAGUGGACGUUAUCUACAUCUGUCCGUCGAAAAAAGCUUUUUGAAGUUCUUAUAUUCCCUCGAUUUUGAAUUUAAAGCAUUUGUUUACAUUUCAGUGUCUUCUUAGUGAUUUAGGGAUGAAAAUUUGGACAAGCGAGCAUACUUUCAAUCAUCCAUGGGAAAAAGUUGUGGAAGCUGCAUGGCGCAAAUAUCCGAAUCCAAUGAACCCUGCCGUGACUGGAAUAGAUGUUGUUGACAGACAAGUCUCAGAUGGUGUGCUUAUAACAAAACGACUCAUCGCCUCCCAAUGGGGCUUGCCAGGAUGGGCAGUCAGUAUCGUCGGACCAACUAGUGUGUGCUAUGCAAAAGAGUAUUCUACUGUCAAUCCAGAAAAAAAAACCAUGGAAUUGAAAUCCAGAAACCUCACAUUUGGAUCUAUGAUUGCUGUAGAUGAAACUCUUAGGUACGAAUCGCACCCAGAUGAUGCAUCGAAAACAAAGUUGAGUCAAGAAGCUGUUGUGACCGUCCAAGGAAUUCCUCUUUGUAGCUAUGUUGAAAAUUUACUAACCAGCAAAAUUUCACACAAUGCCAACAAGGGGCGGCAAGCAAUUGAGUGGGUGAUAGACAAAAUUGAAACAGAAGUGAAGGAUUUGAAAAACUCAGCAGUGAAAAACACAGAUGAAAUCCUAAUGAAUACGAAAAAAUCCUUCGGAGAAAUUACGACAGCUGCUCGGAAAUCCAUAGACGAUCUCCACAUAGGAAAUCAGAGCAGUCAAAGUUAUCCGGAGGUGUAAGUAUGCACCUCGUCACGUGAAUACAUUGCCUGCCGGCUGACGAUUACAGUGUGAAUUCAGAUUUUGGAUUGCUCCCACCGCCAAAAUUUUCACCUCUAUAGAUAAUUAAACAAUGCUUAUAGUCUGUCGGAGAGUCAGAAUUAAUUGCACUAUGUAGAAGCAAGGGUAGCGUUUGAGCUAUUGUAAGAUGAAGACACUGAACCAACCCUGUAUGGUGGCGCACCGCACAGAGGGCUGGCUCCUCAUGAAUCGCUUGCCCCACCACGCCGCUCGGCGCCUAGUACAGGAAUUUUUGGCUCCAGGUUCAAAUCCCGGGAAAAACCGCCGCUCCAAGACCCAUAGCCUCCUGUGCGGUGGCUGAUGCCUGCACAAAACCCUGAAAAGUGACAGUUGACAAGGGUGGAAACACCCUCACCCUUCAAAACAGUGCAAAUUAUUCCGACUUUCCACGAUUCUUUCCAUCUCGGACAGACUAUAAUAAUUUUCUAAAGAGUAUUAAGUCGGUUUCAGGUGCAGUUCCAGUAUUUAUUGGAAAGUCAAAUUUAUUUUUGUAUUUCCUUUGUGAUAAACAGUUGUAGUACGUUGUUUUAUUUGAGAGCUCAAUGUUUUCAAAUUUCUUCAUUUUUUAAAGUUUAACUUUUAUUCGAUUUUUAUAACAUACACCUGCCAGAGUUCACCGACAAUAACAUUCCUCAGCCGGAUUCAAAUUAAUUGUGAUGAUUUUUCCUCAUAAUUUUGGUGCUCCUGUGCAUCGCGGACUCUUUUCAAAGAGAAAUUGGUCAGACCACUUUCUAUGCAUGAUUUUGGAUUUUUUCUGUGAUUUCAUAUGUAGCCGUUUUGUAAUCUCUUAUAUAAAUGUACCUUACUCCUAAUUAUCUGUUAUUUUGUGCUAAAGAUAACAACAUGGAAAUUUAUUGUUAUAAUAAAGCAAAAUUUUUAUAAUCUA